Williopsis jadinii is the source of this 1530-nucleotide messenger RNA. It is a transcript of the gene SWD2, whose product is annotated as WD-repeat containing protein SWD2. Bases 44 to 1036 code for a protein of 330 amino acids. Gene Ontology annotation, cellular component: Set1C/COMPASS complex. The record is from RefSeq and is a predicted model, not a curated record. Gene Ontology annotation, molecular function: chromatin binding; protein binding. NCBI's taxonomy places the organism in Eukaryota, Fungi, Ascomycota, Saccharomycetes, Phaffomycetales, Wickerhamomycetaceae. The transcript has a single exon.
AGACCCAUUCAAUCCAGCGUUUGAACCGUACAACUUUGAUUCAAUGUCAUCUGUAACCAUCAGCAAAGAUCUCUGCACCUCGUUUAAAGUGUCCAAGGUCUUUUCACACACAGAGACGCCCCCGAUAACGUCGUUGGACUAUGACGACUCGGGUCAAUUCUUGAUAUCAACAUCGGUCGAUGAAUGUAUUCAGCUAUACGACAUCACAAAGGGUAAGCACGUCAAGCCUGUGUACUCCAAAAAGUACGGAUGCCAUCUAGCAAAGUUCACCCACAAUCAGAAGAAUUGUAUCUAUGCAUCUACAAAGGGCGACGACAACACCAUCAGAUACUUAUCGCUAAGUGAUAACUCCUAUAUAAGGUACUUUAGAGGCCAUAAGGGAUUCGUCAACUCACUCGAGGUGAGUCCCAAGAGCGACGUGUUUGUGAGUGCAUCGCUGGACCACACGACAAAGCUUUGGGACCUGAGGGCGUCAAAUCCUCAGGCCUCAAUCCCGUCAACGGCAAGGUCGUCAGUGGCUUUCGAUCCUUCUGGUGAAGUCGUUGCCCUCAGCAACGUUAACGAAGGUGUUGUGAAGUUUCUAAACGUCAAGAUGUUUGAUGCCGAGCCGUUUUACGUGUUACAACUACCAAAGGGCUACCAGUGGGAUAAGGUGGAGUUCUCAAACGAUAGCAAAUUCAUCAUGCUUUCCAGCUCACAGUAUGGGCACUUACUCUACGAUUCGUUUGAGUUCUUAGAGAAGGGCAAGCUGGAUGGCUUCACUCCGAUUCCUCAGAAUGAGUUUGCAUCCAAUGGAUGCGCUUCCUUCACACCAGACGGUAAAUACGUCUUCUCCGGCAACGGGCUAGGCAACGUCUGUGUUUGGAGCCUGAAUCCAUUGGAUAACAACAGACAGCCAGUCAGAGGCAACUUCAAACCGCUGGCAUACUUGAAAGGCGAUGCAAGGCCACGGUUGUGUCUAUGGAACCCGUGCUUUGCACAGUUCACCACUGCCGACGUCUCCAUCAGCAUGUGGAUACCUGAAGAGGCCAACUAGCCCUGCUAACCAGGGGAAGAAGAGUGUAAUUUAAAAGUCAUAACAUGUUUGUUUGUUCAUUUCAUUUUGUCUUGCGUGCUGUCCAGCACUGUUUUGUUUGUAUCAAGUUAUGUAUAUAGGAGAGAAUUUGAAUAUAAUGCCGAGGAGUUGUUAGACUAUUACAUAACGGUCAAGUCACCAAACUUCUCCUUGUAGCCUGGGGCGGUCCAGAUACCCUUCUUGACCAAGAGCUCAACCUUCUCGUCAAUGUCUGGUCUGGCCUUGACAACGUCCUCAACGGUCAACUCGUCGAAUGGUCUGGCAGCGUUGAUGUUGAGCAAGGUCUUCUCCAAGUCAGCCAAUUCCUUGGAGACAACGGACUCGGUGGCAGUGGCGUUCUCAACAGCCUUGGCCUCGAAUGCCUCGAGGGAUUUCAACUGCUUAGAGAUAUCAGCCUUGACUGGGGUGUAGGCCUUAACCUCCUUCUCGAUCUGAUCGACAAUGGCCUGGUUCUU